AUGCUUGAGCCACAUUCUAAGGAGCAACCACUGAUAGUUGAACUCAUUCAAAAGUUGAUUGAGUGGAUUAACAAGGAGUUGAUCGAUGAGAGGAUCCUCGUUCGUGAUAUUGAAGCGGAUCUUUACGAUGGACAAGUUCUGCAAAAAUUGAUCGAAAAACUCACAGGCGAAUCUCUUAAUCAACCUGAAUUAACACAAACUGAAAUGGGUCAGAAACAGAGACUAAGGAUGGUUUUGGAGGAGAUCAACAAUGUUCUGGGUGUGCCGGAGGUCUACGCUGCCCAAAACUGGCCAGUUGCCGCCAUCUUCUCCAAGGAUCUCGUAGCAACCUUGCGUCUUCUUGUUGCCUUAGUGCAUCGCUUUGCACCCGAUUUUCGUUUACCUGCCGGUUGUCAACUUACUCUAGUCAUCGUUCGCAAACUCAAUGGUGUUCUACAACAUCGUAGACAAAUUGAAGUCAUCACUGAAAUGACCGACGCCACCGGUAAAGAUGGGAUUCAUUUGUUACAUUCACACUCUCUCUUAUGGACUGAUAUUAUUUAUACUAACCUCUCUUGUGACUCCAUUGCUCAUAUUGUGAGAUGGGUAAUCAUAAUCACAAAAGAGCUGAUUGUUGAGAUUGAUUUGUGCUUCACAGUAGUUUCUUGCUGA
Rodentolepis nana is the source of this 651-nucleotide messenger RNA. The record is from the annotation of a GenBank genome assembly. Lineage: Eukaryota; Metazoa; Platyhelminthes; Cestoda; Cyclophyllidea; Hymenolepididae.